Messenger RNA from Rhagoletis zephyria (snowberry fruit fly), 507 nucleotides. RefSeq names its product E3 ubiquitin-protein ligase RNF126-like. Gene Ontology annotation, molecular function: ubiquitin protein ligase activity. NCBI's taxonomy places the organism in Eukaryota, Metazoa, Arthropoda, Insecta, Diptera, Tephritidae. Gene Ontology annotation, biological process: proteasome-mediated ubiquitin-dependent protein catabolic process. The record is from RefSeq and is a predicted model, not a curated record. Gene Ontology annotation, cellular component: endomembrane system.
AUGCCCCUUAGACAUAGCACUGAGAAUUUAUCGAGGCCGUGCGUUGUUUGCCGUGAAUAUUUUUCGCAUGGUCAAGAUUUAUUACGUACCGCCUGCAAUCAUUCCUUUCACCGUUCUUGCCUAUUAUCCUGGCUGAAACAAAACAAAUCGUGCCCACAGUGCAAGGCCACUUGUACUUCGAGUCAAUUCUCCGAUAAAAGUUCUACAGGCAUUAAAACCAGAUCACAAGCUAGUACACAAAGUGGAGUACCUCAGAGUGCCUCACAACUAUCCGUAUCUCAAGGUGCUGUGGCUCGUCCCCAGCAACUACAAACUCAAACACAACCACCGCAACUUCGAACGCCGACAGAUAGCUCAGAUAUUCAACCAGGUGCAGGUAGUCCCCCAAUAACUUCGGCAAGCGGAAACACAGCUGAAAAUGAGCUCAACGAAAGUAGAAUUCGAAAUAUUGUGACCGCAGUUGUAUCAGCAAGGCAAGCUGUAGCUUUUGAGGAGCUCGAAAACAGG